Molecule: messenger RNA, 2559 nt
Organism: Clarias gariepinus (North African catfish)
Lineage: Eukaryota; Metazoa; Chordata; Actinopteri; Siluriformes; Clariidae
Gene: gcgra
Product: glucagon receptor a
Exons: 14
Coding region: 334-1875 (513 amino acids)
Biological process (GO): cell surface receptor signaling pathway; adenylate cyclase-activating G protein-coupled receptor signaling pathway
Cellular component (GO): plasma membrane
Molecular function (GO): peptide hormone binding; gastric inhibitory peptide receptor activity; glucagon receptor activity
Source: RefSeq, a predicted model, not a curated record
UCCUCCUGCGCUCCAAGCCGACUCCAUACUAUAAUCUAAAGAGUAAAGGAUCACCAUCAUCAACAAAAAACAACAAAUAACAAACAACAACAAGCAGCAGCAGCAGCAGCAGCAGCCGUGCACCGGGACUCGGAGGUGGAUUAGGAGCGAUGACAGCCGUGAAGUUUUUCUGGAAUUGAGCGGGAGGAUUUGAGAAAACGCAAAGAAAAGCAACCAUAAUCAUAUAAGAGCUACCAGGCAGUGUGGUGACCCCUAAAGGACUCCUAUGAGGUGAUUCCCACCUCAGCCACCCUCAGGUCCCCCUCCUAUCGUCAGCAGCAUCACGACAAAGGGAUGUCACAGGCAUUUCUUCUGAGCCUGAUCAUUUUUUUCUCCUGCACCCAGGUGUCCUCUUUCGUGUCCACGAAACUUGUAAUAAAAGAGUGGCUGAAGUACAAAGAGGAGUGCCAUGAGAAUAACAGCAGAGAACUCCCUGCUACAGGUCUUGUGUGUAACAGGACAUUUGACCGCUUUGUCUGCUGGCCAGAUGGUUUGCCUAACACCACAGUGGCCGUCCCCUGCCCCUGGUUUCUGCCCUGGUACGCAAAAGUCCAAAAUGGCCUGGUUUAUAUGGAGUGCAAAGCCGAAGGCCAGUGGGCCAAGCAGAGAAACGCAAGUGAGUGUGAACCAGAGCCGGACAAGACUGACACGCAAUACUAUGGCAGGAUCCUCAGUAAAUUCAGGAUCAUAUACACUGUUGGUUAUUCCCUCUCACUGGGAGCGCUGGUGCUGGCACUCUGUAUCCUGGUGACCUUCCGGAAGCUGCACUGCAUGAGGAACAACAUUCACAUGAACCUGUUCGCCUCCUUCAUCCUUCGAGCUGUUGCCAUUUUCACCAAAGACGCCCUGUUGGAGAAACCCCACAUCAACCCAGGCAACUCAACGGAUGUCGAGAUGGAUAUGUUUGUCAUUAACGAAGUCUCCCAGUCUGAUGUAGGCUGCAAGACUGCUGUAGUGAUGAUGCAGUACAGUAUUAUUGCAAACAGCCACUGGCUGCUGGUGGAGGGGAUAUACCUGCACAACUUGCUAGCAGUCACGGUGCUGACUGAAGGGAACCACUUCAGCAUCUACCUGUGCAUCGGCUGGGGAGCGCCACUGAUCUUUGUUUUACCCUGGGUCGUUAUAAAAUAUACCUACGAGAACGAGAGUUGCUGGGAGCAGAACACAAACAUGGGCUUCUGGUGGAUUAUUCGUUCCCCGAUCCUACUGGCAGUGCUGAUCAAUUUCUUUAUCUUCAUACGCAUCAUUAACAUCCUCGUGUCCAAGCUGAGGGCUCACCAAAUGAGAUACACUGACUACAAGUUCCGACUCGCAAAGUCCACACUUACCCUCAUCCCUCUGCUCGGGAGCCAUCUGGUCCUGUUUUCCUUCAUCACCGACGAGUCUACGUCAAAUGGAGCCGUCACCCUGCGGCUCACGAAGAUGUUCAUCGACCUCGUCUUCAACUCCGUGCAGGGGCUGCUGGUGGCCAUCCUCUACUGCUUUGUCAACAAAGAGGUACAGUCUGAGAUCAUGAAGUUCUGGAAGCGCUGGAAAGGAAAGGACAUAGACAAUGACUACCGUCACACCUAUAGCAACACGGCUCAGAUGACCAGCAACAAGCACGUCCAAGCGGCAUCCAGCAUGAAGAGGCUACCAGACGUCACAUGCUCAAGUAUGGACGUCUGCAGCGCCGAAGAAAAGCAGCUGCUCACACUCAGCUGCCAUAACGGCGCGGACCGUCUGCACUUCACCACCAGGUCACCGGACGGCACCAGCUCCACCAACAGCACGGCAGCCGAAGAACCGAUGGUGUGCAAUCAGGACCCACGAGGGAGCAUCGAGAGCAACAUGUGAACAUGUGAGAACACAUGCAAGCAUAUACAUGUCUGUGUGUAUAUGUGUGAGUGUGUGUUAGUCAGCGAUGGUCCCACUAUGUUCUCACACACUCACAGGUACGAGUCCAAAAUCCAAGCGAGCAGCACCAGGAUGGGUCUAAUGUGUAUGUGUGUGUGUUUCAUGUGGAACAGUGUUUGAGCACGUCAGUGAUCGCUCUGCGCUCGUCUGAGCUGUCCAUCUCAUGUGAAAAAUUCUGUGUUUGGUUAUAACAUGUCCACACACCACGUCACCACAGCACUGUGUAUAUUCAGCACACGGACCUAAAGGAAGACAUGCUGUAAAAAAAAAGAAAAGAAAAAAAAAACUCAAUGAAACUUACAACAUGAACCUCAAAUGGACACAAACCUGGACAUGUAAACCAUCGACAUUUCGGGUGACUGUGGAUAACGAAUUAUUUGUGUGAAGGUAGGAGAGAAAAUACUCAUGCAGGCUCUCCAAUUGUGUUUCAGGAUCCAUUCAGGAAGUACAGUGGUUUUAAAAAGCAGACCGUGAAAGAUUCCUAAGUGUCUAAGGAAAGAAAUCAUCUGUGACCAAGAACAUAAAAAUCAAAUGUCUAGUUUUAUCUUAAUAUUAAUGUUGUCUUGGAAAAUAAAAGGCCCUUUUUUGUAUUUGUAUAACUUGUCAGGUUUAGUUAUUGCUGAU